Messenger RNA from Pangasianodon hypophthalmus (striped catfish), 3931 nucleotides. RefSeq names its product macrophage-expressed gene 1 protein-like. NCBI's taxonomy places the organism in Eukaryota, Metazoa, Chordata, Actinopteri, Siluriformes, Pangasiidae. Gene Ontology annotation, biological process: defense response to bacterium. The record is from RefSeq and is a predicted model, not a curated record.
UGAUAAUUAUGGGCUCAGAAUCCAUUUCUCUGUUAGUUAUCUUUGCAUUUAUCGGUCCUGCUGAUUUUCAUCCAGUCAUUCAUCCAAGCAAUGGGCUUCAUGAGUGCCACAAAAACCUUAAUGUCCCAGUGCUCGAGGUUCUCCCUGGUGGAGGCUGGGACAACCUGCGCAACAUAGAUAUGGGCAGAGUGAUGAACCUAAGCUAUUCACAAUGCCAGACCACUGAGGAUGGCAUCUAUCUCAUUCCAGAUGGCAUCUUCAUACCGCUGAAGAUGAGCUCAGUGGAGAUGAACUCUGAGAUCAUCAGCUCAUGGCUUGAACAGAAAAGUUCCACUUCGAGAUCGAUCAAUGCUGAGACUUCCUUCGACGUAGUGGUGAAUGGGAAGUUUUCUAUUGAGAACAGACGCAUGAAAACCCAUCAAGUGAAGGACAAGUCAGUUACAGCUCGGGUACAGCUGCGUGACCAUCUGUACACAGUAAAGGUUUAUCCUGAUUUCACUUUGGAUGCACGUUUUGUCCAACAGGCAGAGGAAAUUGCAGAUGCCAUUGAGAACAACCAAACUCGCCAAGUUGCCUAUCUGUCAGAAAAGAUGGUGCUUGAUUAUGGUACACAUGUCAUCACAAGUGUGGAUGCUGGUGCUAUUUUGAUGGAGGAGGACUAUUUAAAAUCAUCAUAUGUUACUGAUGCACAGUCCUCUCAGUCUUCUAUUACAGCAUUAGCUGGUUUCAACUUUUUUAACAAGGCUAAAUUUGAUAUUGGCAGUAAGGAAUCAGAAGAAACAUCUGAAACUAGGGCUUACCAGAGUAGUAUUACAUACUCAUUAACACUGAGUCAUGGUGGGGCUUUGUUUUAUCCUGGCAUCACUCUACAAAAAUGGCAGGAGAGCACGUUAAACAAUCUAAUUGCUAUUGACCGUAGUGGACUACCACUACAUUUUUUUCUCAACCCAUCAACAUUCCCAGACCUCCCACUUCCAACAGUAAAUGAGUUAGCUCUGUCAGUGCGUAAGGCCAUAGAUCGUUACUACAAAGUUAACACCUAUCCUGGGUGUGUUAAUCCAGACUCCAAAAAUUUCAACUUCCAAGCCAAUGUGGAUGAUGCAUCCUGUGAAGGUCCAAGCACCAAUCUUAGAUUUGGUGGUGUUUACCAAAUAUGUAGUCUGCUGACUCCAGAUGCAGGUGCAAUCUGUCAGGAACUUGCAGUGAAAAAUCCAGCCACUGGCUUGUAUUCCUGCCAAUAUUCAUACACUGCUACACUACUGCUCUCUGAAGUGCAGGAAAGACCAUAUAAUAGUUAUGUGUGCCUUGAAGAAUGUUCUACAAACCUGAUCUUUUUCAAAAGUUGUCAAAAAAUAUGUCAAAAUGUGUAUCGUGUUCGACGAGCACAGGUUGACACUUAUUGGUGUUCCACUAAUGACCGAGUUCCAGAAUUCUCAGGAUAUCUCUUUGGUGGUCUAUUUGGCCCUUCUUUACAAAAUCCAUUAACCAAAUUCAGGUCCUGUCCUCCAAAAUUCUUUGCCUUGAAAUUUUUAUCCAGUGGCAUUAUGAUCUGUCUAAGCAAUGAUUAUGAGGCAGCAACAAGAUUCUCUGUUCCCUUUGGAGGUUUCUUUAGCUGCCAGUCUACCAAUCUGCUUGCAGGGAGUCAAUCGCGCUGCCCACCACAGUUUAGCCAACAUCUCGUUGCCAUAAGCGAUGGAUGCCAGGUACUUUACUGCAUUCAGUCAGGUAUUUUCACUGGUGGUGAGUUACCCCCCAUCCAUCUACCACCCUUCACAAGACCCCCAGUGAUCAGUAUGAUAGCCACAAACACUGUACUUGUGAUGACUGAAGGAGACCGGGCCUGGGUAAGAAUCAAAGGCACCAAGAUGUGGAAGGUGGCCAAGCCUGAGGACAUUGCAAAAAUCUCCAAAAUAUUUGAGGACCUUUAUCCUCAGUCCCAAGACAAAGUGGCUGCCAUAGUCCUUGGUGCUGUAGCCUCGAUUGCUUUUGUGGUGGCAGUAGUGGUGUUAAAAGUGAGAAAGAGGAAGAAUAUUCUUGUAAGAUGUAUAGGCUAGAAGGAAAUUCAUAGUGAAGGACAGUGUGAGACUACUGAAGAAUACCAGACAGAGUAACAACCUGAGAUUCUGACUGAUAGUCUCUUGGCAUAGUGUUUCUAUCCCUAUGUUCCUAUUAAAACUCCACUAUAAACAUAAAAACAUAUAUAGUGUACAGUAUACAGUUUGAAGUUUUAAAGUUUUAAACUUUUAUAGUGUAACACAAACACUUAUAAUGACCAUAUAAAAUAUUUAGCUCCCAAACCUAAUUCCAGCAUUAAUAUAAUUGUACUGCUGUGUCUGCUAUAAACUUCCAUUCAAGUAGAAAUCUAAGUAGUUUCAAGUGCAUUCUGCUGUUUACCUCCCCAAUACACGUCACUACAUAUAACACAAGCAGCAAUGCAGUCAGACCAAUGACUGUAUAUACACUGUAUACAGUUACUGCCACAGUCACACAGAGAUGAAAAUCAAUUAUGUCUUAACAUGUAUUUCUCGAACUGGCUCAGUAACUAAGGUUUAAAAUGUCAUCUUUAAAGAGUAGAAUAUUGGCCAUUCUCUACGAAUAAACAAUUUGGGAAAUCAAACUAUUAUAAUUUGCUAAAUCCCACAAAGGCCUAUAUGGAUAUUAACAUAAUGCUUUUGUCCUUUUGGAUUUCUGGCUUUGUUUUUAAAUAGAAUAGAAUAGAAUAGAAUAGGAACCUAAUGUCACAAAACACAAGUGCUAGGGUUACACAAGACCUAGACAGACCUUCCAAAUGAAUUUACUUUGCUAUAAACAGGAUGUGGUCUUAUGGGUUUUGUUUUUUUUUUUGUUCAGAAAUGAAACUAAAAAAGAUUUUAAAAAACAAUGUCAAGACUAAGGUAACUAAGACCCUCCCAUGAUGUAAGAACAUGUGUGUAUGAUAACAGUAUACUAGUUCAGUCUCCUACAGCAGACAUGUACACCUGAAGGAUUCUGCAAGCAGCCUUAACCGUAUACUUGUGCAUGUAUUAUGACACUGGGGGCAUUGCUUUAGAGCUGACUGUUUGGUUGUCCAGAAUGUGAUAUACUGUAAGUCAUACUUUCCUGACAUGCUGUAAACAGUGACCCUGGCUAAAGAACUUAAAAAAAUACAGAGUAAUCAAGUAAAAAAAAAAAAAUGUGUGCUUAAAGUCUCCGAUGAUGGGUGAAACUAAUGAUCCCAUAGAGCAUUGCAUAUUAUCACAUGAAUCCAAUUUAAUCCAUUGUGCUUCCACAAAACAUGUGUUUUUUUUCUCCUCCAAAGUCAAAGAAGUUCACUAUUAUAAUAUAUAAUAAUAACUAUAUAAUUACCUCUCGAGCAAGUUUUUAGGCUUUGAAUUUGGUUUGAACAGAACUCUUGUGUCUUCUGUAAGAAUGUAUUGAAAUGACUUACCUCCUUUUUUUUUUUUAACAUGUACCCACACACUGCUUGGAAUCAAACUGGAAAACUUUGGAACUGUUUUUUAUUAUUAUUAUUAUUAUUAUUAUUAUUAUUAUUGUAGGGAAGUAAUAUAUUCAUAAAUUCAUUAAAUGUAUGAGUUCCUCCCUAUUUUUCUGUCUUUAAGGCAGAAUUGUCUUUGUAUGUCCUCUCUUUAAAGAAAAUGGUGCAUGAGAAUGAGCCAAGAGACUCUUGAUGUAUUUUUGAUUACUUUUUUGAAGACCCCUCACUAUACAUUUUUCUGUUAUUUUAUCCUUCUUUUCAGUUGCUCUUUAUAUUGCUUUGUGACACUGAUCAUAGUCAAUUUAUACUUGUACUUUUCUAAUUUGUAAUUGUAAUUUAUGCUCAAUAACAAUUAAAAGAAAAACACAAACAAAAAACACAGAUACAUUAUUUUAACCUUAGCAUCGGGCUACUGGAUGUUCACCACAGUAACAUCGAUAUAUAAUAAAAAAAAAU